This is a messenger RNA of Condylura cristata (star-nosed mole), 2709 nucleotides long. RefSeq names its product checkpoint with forkhead and ring finger domains, E3 ubiquitin protein ligase (gene CHFR). NCBI's taxonomy places the organism in Eukaryota, Metazoa, Chordata, Mammalia, Eulipotyphla, Talpidae. Gene Ontology annotation, biological process: mitotic cell cycle checkpoint signaling; ubiquitin-dependent protein catabolic process; protein ubiquitination. Gene Ontology annotation, molecular function: ubiquitin-protein transferase activity; protein binding. Gene Ontology annotation, cellular component: nucleus. The coding region runs from base 1 to 1773 and encodes 590 amino acids. The record is from RefSeq and is a predicted model, not a curated record. The transcript is spliced from 18 exons.
AUGGCGUCCAGGCCGGCCACCUUCCGUCUGCGCACGCUCCGUUGUGACCUGUCAUUCCCUGGCAAUAAAUUGGUCUCUGGAGAUCACUGUAAAAUCAUAGUGAAUGAUAAAUCCGGUCAGGUGUUGCUGGAAGAUACCAGCACCAAUGGCACAGUAAUUAACAAGCUAAAGGUGGUCAAGAGGCAGACAUGCCCUCUGCAGACUGGCGACGUCAUCUACGUGGUGUACAGGAAGAAUGAGCCUGAACACAAUGUGGCUUACCUCUAUGAGUCUCUCAGCGGAGAGCGAGGUGCAGCACCAGACCCUUCUGGUGCCAGUGAGGACAACGUGCUCCAAGCGACCAAAGCCUCUACCUCUUCCGUGGAGCUCUCCCUUGCAGGGCGGGAGACUUCCUCCGGUGCUGGCUCUGGAGCUGCAGGCAUCUCCCCAAGAGGCAGUGGUCCUGUGGCAGACAUGCUCCCCAGGAGCCCAGCAGCCCCGCCAGCUCAGGUGUGCGUAUCCUCCACUCCAUCGGCACCUCAGGACCAGGAGGGUUUGGAGCCUGUGAAGAAGCGCACGAGAGGAGAUGAGGAGACUGACAUGGCCCUACCACUGUUGGCUGCUGAUCAGUGUCCAGCGGCCCCCACCAGCCUAGAAGCUGUCAGAGCUGCAGCCCUGAAGCCAGACAGGAUGGAGGAGACGCUCACGUGCAUCAUCUGCCAGGACCUGCUGCACGACUGUGUGAGCCUGCAGCCCUGCAUGCAUACCUUCUGUGCCGCCUGCUACUCGGGCUGGAUGGAGCGCUCCAGCCUGUGCCCCACCUGCCGCUGCCCAGUGGAACGGAUCUGCAAGAACCAUAUCCUCAACAACCUGGUGGAGGCGUACCUUCUUCAACACCCAGACAAGAGUCGCAGCGAGGAAGACGUUCGGAGCAUGGCUGCACGGAACAAGAUCACGCAGGACAUGCUGCAGCCCAAGGUGCGGAGGUCCUGCUCUGACGAGGAGGGCAGCUCCGAGGACCUGCUGGAGCUGUCGGACGUAGACAGUGAGUCCUCAGACGUGAGCCAGCCAUACAUCGUGUGCAGGCAGUGCCCUGAGUUCCGAAGGCAGGCGGGGCAGCCCCUUCCCUGCCCCGGGUCUGGCAGUGAGUCAGGGGCACCGCUGGCCCCAGGGGGGGAUGCCCCAUCCACAUCUACCCAUGCCACAGCAGCUCCAGAGUACGUGUGUACCAUGCAGGGAAGCCAUGCCAUCUGCACCUGCUGCUUCCAGCCCAUGCCUGACCGGAGGGCUGAGCGUGAGCAGGACCCCCGCAUCGCCCCGCAGCAGUGCACCGUCUGCCUGCAGCCCUUCUGCCACCUGUACUGGGGUUGUGCCCGUUCCGGCUGCCAUGGCUGCCUGGCCCCAUUCUGUGAACUCAACCUGGGUGACCGGUGUCUGGACGGGGUGCUGAGCAACAACAACUACGAGUCUGACAUACUCAAGAGCUACCUGGCCACCAGAGGCAUGACCUGGAGAAAUGUGCUCACCGAGAGCCUGGCGGCACUGCGCAGGGGUGCUUUUCUGCUGUCUGAUUACAGGGUCUCGGGGAGCACUGUGCUAUGUUACUCCUGUGGCCUGCGCAGCUUCCGAGAGCUGACCUACCAGUACCGGCAGAGCAUUCCCGCCUCUGAGCUCCCAGUGGCUGUUACCUCUCGUCCUGACUGCUAUUGGGGUCGCAACUGCCGCACACAGGUGAAGGCGCACCAUGCCAUGAAGUUCAAUCAUAUCUGUGAACAGACACGGUUCAAGAACUGAGUGUGCCCAGAGGCUUUGACCUGGCCCAGCUCACUGGAGGUUGAUGUCAAGGUUUCAGAAAGCACCAAACUUGGACGUGUGAGGGCAUCAAGAGCCCCUCAGCCGCGGGUCUCUGCACUGGCGCGGUAAGACUGCAUCUAUGCCAGGAGGACUUAGCAGCCUGGUGUGACCAUGCUCUGAGAUGCUGCCAGUACCUGUGCUUCCACUGGGUUGGCCCACUGCGCUCACCUGCCCAUAGCACCACGAAGCUUUGCCCUUUGCAUUUUUCCCACAACUGGUUCAAGAACAUCUCUUCAAGAAAAGUUUCAUGGAGGGAAGAGUCAGAAAUACGCUUUUUAAGGAAAAUGGACAAAAGUUAACAGGCCGCCAUAUCUUAACAUCAUUUUAUUUUCAUAGGUCUGGUGCUUAUCUUCUAAUAAGAUUUAAAUAUAACUGUAGCACAAAUAAUAUAAUUUAUAAGUUACGUAUUGACUAAAAUUGGGUCUAGUGUGUUGAGACAAAUAAACUCGUUUUUGUUUACUAAAAUAAAAUCAUCAGCUAUCCAGAGCUGCUAGCUCUGGACACCAGACUUCAAGUGCCAGCCCUUCCUAUCAGGCCCCCAGCCCGCCCCAGAGGCUCUCAGUGCAGCUGCAGCUGGCCACAACUUUCCUCUCCUUCUUUCCGGAGCCACUCAGCUCGCAUUGGGGCCUUUCCUUCCCUCCUCCAUUGAGUUUGCCCUGUGAUCUGAAGAAUACUUGAAUUUUUGUUCUUUGUUUAAAAAAAAAAUGUUUUUUAUCUUUCCUUAAAAUCCUCUGUUUCAUUUGUUUGCAAAAUUGUAACCUUUUUGCUUCUCAGGAAUCCAAUUUUCAACUAUUGUCUUGCUCUUGACACAGACUGAAGCGGUUGUUUAUGAAGAGCCCUGCUUCCUGUUCUAAUAAACAGCUGAGUCUGUCCCCA